Carya illinoinensis is the source of this 2795-nucleotide messenger RNA. Its product is annotated as protein LOW PHOTOSYNTHETIC EFFICIENCY 1, chloroplastic-like. The coding region runs from base 386 to 2665 and encodes 759 amino acids. The record is from RefSeq and is a predicted model, not a curated record. The transcript has a single exon. Lineage: Eukaryota; Viridiplantae; Streptophyta; Magnoliopsida; Fagales; Juglandaceae. Gene Ontology annotation, molecular function: protein binding.
GCGUGACGGCUCGUUGAGCCUCGUUCUGGGUGCAAUUGAAUGAAUGGCUGAGAGAUGACCACAGCGCCACAGAGAAUACGAGAAGUGCAAACCCACUUCAAGACAUCCACUGAAUUCUAACUGCAAAGCUAAUCUUGCAUCUCUCUCUCUCUCUCUCUCUCUGGUCUUUAAUCUUCGAGGUACGAACCCACCAAUCCAAACUCAAUUGAACUGUAAGUCAUAACCAAACCUCACUUGCUAUUUGCCUGUUGUUUCCCCCUCCUCUUUGUAGUCGAGAAACUGUUCCAGAAAAAAUAUUGUCACAGGAGAAAAUACUUUUCCUUCUUAUGUCUUAUAGAAUUCUCUGUUCUUAGUUUUUGUCUGUACUUGUAAAUUGUAUACGAAAAUGCAAUCCUUAACCACUUUGCCAUCAAAGGGUGACCUUUGGGUGGUAUCUCAAUCGGGCAUUGAACUGGGUUCUCAUAGAAUUGAAACUAGGAGGAGAAACAAAAAGACGAGGGGCGUUGGUUUCCCGGUUUGUCAUAGUAGAAGUGCUGGUCUCUUGAUGCUUUCAAAUACCGAGGGAGUUGUUCGGCGUGGGACUUGCUGUGGGAGCUCAGAGUUCGAUUUGGGAUGUGGGUAUUCUAAACUGAAAGUUGAACUCUUUCGUGUGCCUAAGAAAAGUCCUUUCGGUGCCUUGAUUGCAUUGGCUUGGGCAAUGGAGCACCAAGCAAUAGGGAAUGAAUUUCCUAGAGAAGGAUCGGAUUUUGUUAAUGGGUUUUCAGGGAAAGUUGAGAGCAAGGAUGGCGAUUAUGUUAAUUUGGGCGAAGUGGAUGAUAAUAAUGAUCAUAAGAUGGGAGAUGAUAACAUAGAGAGUGCAGAACAAGAUGGGGAAGGGAAGACUUCAAAGGUUGACGUUCGUUCACUCGCAUGGAGCUUACGAUUUGCGAGAACUGCGGAUGAUGUGGAAGAGAUUCUAAAGGACAAGGGUGAGUUGCCCCUUCAAGUAUACUCAUCCAUGAUCAGAGGUUUUGGUAGGGACAAGAGAAUGAAUUCUGCACUGGCUGUUGUUGAUUGGCUUAAGAAAAAGAAGCUUGAAACUAAUGGAUUGAUUGGCCCUAAUCUUUUCAUAUAUAAUAGUUUAUUGGGUGCAGUCAAACAGUCUGAAGAGUUUGGAGAAAUGGAGAAAGUCUUGAAUGAUAUGGCGCAGGAAGGGGUUCUUCCUAAUGUUGUUACUUACAACACUUUAAUGUCAAUCUACUUAGAGCAAGGACGAGGUGCUGAAGCCCUUAAUAUUCUUGAAGAGAUCCAGAGGAAGGGCUUCAACCCUUCUCCAGUUUCCUAUUCUACAGCUUUAUUAGCUUAUCGAAAAAUGGAAGAUGGGCAUGGAGCUUUGAGUUUUUUUAUUGAUUUCAGGGAAAAAUAUCAUAAAGGUGACAUAAAGAAAGGUGCUAAUGAAGAUUGGGACGGUGAAUUUGUUAAACUUGAGAAGUUUACUCUUCGUGUUUGCUACCAAGUAAUGCGGCGAUGGCUUGUGAGUAGUGAGAACCUGAGUACCAACGUGUUGAAACUUCUCACAGAUAUGGAUAGUGCUGGGCUUCCACCUGGUCGGGAAGAACAGGAACGUCUUUUGUGGGCUUGUACCCGUGAAGAGCAUUACAUUGUUGUGAAGGAGUUGUAUAAUAGGAUAAGAGAAAGAUAUUCUGAAAUUAGCCUAUCUGUCUGUAACCAUGCAAUUUGGUUGAUGGGGAAGGCUAAGAAGUGGUGGGCGGCUCUGGAGAUCUAUGAGGAAUUAUUGGACAAAGGCCCAAAGCCAAAUAGGAUGUCACAGGAGCUGGUAGUUUCUCACUUCAAUAUACUUCUUGCCGCAGCUAAGAGAAGAGGAAUUUGGAGAUGGGGUGUUAGGUUGCUCAACAAGAUGGAAGAGAAAGGUCUUAAACCUGGAAGUAGGGAAUGGAAUGCAGUACUUAUUGCCUGUUCCAAGGCUUCAGAAACUUCUGCUGCGGUGCAAAUAUUUAAGAGGAUGGUUGAACAAGGUGCAAAACCUACAAUAAUCUCCUAUGGAGCCUUGCUUAGUGCACUGGAGAAGAAGAAGCUCUAUGAUGAGGCCCGGCAGGUGUGGGACCAUAUGAUCAAGGUAGGUGUUGAACCAAACCUGUAUGCCUACACAAUCAUGGCUUCGGUUUUCACUGGGCAAGGGAAGUUUAAUUUGGUUGAUGCCAUCAUCAAGGAAAUGGUUUCAACAGGUAUAGACCCAACUGUUGUGACCUACAAUGCAAUAAUUAGCGGGUGUGCACGCAACGGCAUGAGCAGUGUAGCAUAUGAAUGGUUUCAUCGCAUGAAAGUUCAAAACAUCUCCCCAAAUGAGAUUAGUUACGAAAUGCUAAUCGAGGCUCUGGCAAAGGAUGGAAAACCAAGGAUUGCGUAUGAGUUAUAUUUGAGGGCUCAGAGUGAGGACCUUAACCUCUCGUCAAAGGCUUAUGACGCAGUCCUACAAUCCUCUCAGAUUCAUAAAGCAACUGUUGAUUUAAGUGUUCUAGGUCCUCGGCCUCCAGAUAAAAAGAAAACCCUCCGCAUUAGAAAAACUUUGACAGAAUUCUCUACCUUGGCAGACGUUCCCAGGAGAAGUAAACCAUUUGUCAGAAAGGAAAUUUACAAUAUUUCACAUACAGAAGGAAACCCUUAAGUGAUUUGUGACGAUGAGCUCUGUACAAUAUUUUUCUUUUCCCCCAUAUUUUAGCUUAUGUGGACAUGUAAUAAACUCUGAACCAACCUUUUUUAAGGCGCAGCUCUGAUACUGUUGUUCGCUGCUUAAA